AUGAAGCGCACAAACAAAAAUGACAAAUUAAAGCAUAAUAAGGGUGGUCAGGUUAAGAAGUUAAGAAAGGAGCCAGACUAUAAGUCUCUUCAGAGAGCGAAAGAUGCUUUAGCGAAGUCUGCAAUGAACAGAAAGAAAGAAAUCGCCAAGCACAAUGCAGAAGAACGUUACGCAGAAGUUUCUCAAGGCUUAAAUGCUCCAGAAGCUCCUAUUAUUGAACAAAGUGCCGCUCAUGAAGCUUAUAGAACCACAUAUUUCGCUCAAUUCAAGAAAGUUGUCGAUGGUGCUGAUGUCUUACUUGAAGUUCUUGAUGCUCGUGAUCCAAUUGGCUGCAGAUCAAAGAAACUCGAAGAUUAUAUUUUAAAGAGAGGCAAACGCAUUGUUUUGAUCUUAAACAAGGCGGAUCUUGUUCCACUUGAAAUUUUAAACAAGUGGUUAGUGUUUUUACGUCGUGAAUUCCCAACAAUUCCAUUCAAAUCAUCAUCUCAGCCGAAUAAAUCAGUAGAAGUCCCACUGCACGAUGGCAAAUACAAAGGUACCGAUGUUUUCGGUAUCAAAGAGCUCAUUAAGCUCCUUAACCAACUUGCAAUGGGUUCAUCCAUUGUUGCUGGCGUUUUCGGACCACCAAACGUUGGCAAAUCCUCUGUUAUCAACAGUAUCUCACGUCGUGCUGCUACAGGUGUUGCUUCUACCCCUGGUUUUACAAAAGUUAUGCAAGAAGUCGAAGUUACAGCCAGAAUCAGGAUUCUCGACUGCCCCGGUGUUGUUCCUUCCAGCGGUGCAGAGAUUACUCCGUCCAUGGUUCUUCGUAACUCCAUCAAAAUUGAAUUAUUGGAUGAUCCAGUGGCUCCUGUUUCAUAUAUCCUCGACAAAGUACCAAAAGAGCAAUUAGUUGAAGAAUACGGUAUCGAAUCCUACGGAACUGCCGAAGAUUUCCUUUCCCAAUUAGCCGUCAAACGCGGAAAAAUACAAAAAGGCGGAGAACCGGACAUAAACGGCACCGCGAGGACAAUUUUAGACGACUGGAACCACGGCAGGAUCAAGUACUACACUGUUCCUCCUGAAGUUGACGACACACACGUUUCUAAGAUAGAAUUGGUCGACCAAGACGGAACAAGCUACAACAUGGGCAAAGUUAUUAACUACACAGAGGAAGAUUUCAAGAAUUUCCAGAUACAACACGUGUUCCAGGUCAUUCCGAAGAAGGAGGCUGAAGCAGAGAAAGAAGAAAAUAGUGAAGAUGAAGACGAGGAGAAGCCUGAGGAAACAAAAAGAAAAAUGGCUGCUCCAAAAGUUGCUUUGUCUUCUGCUCAGAAAGAGGAAAUGGAUAGCCUCGCUCAGGAAUUCACUGGUUUGUCUUUCGAAGGUUUAUAA
This is a messenger RNA of Trichomonas vaginalis G3, 1374 nucleotides long. RefSeq names its product guanine nucleotide-binding protein-like family. Lineage: Eukaryota; Parabasalia; Trichomonadida; Trichomonadidae. Gene Ontology annotation, molecular function: GTP binding. Gene Ontology annotation, cellular component: nucleolus. Bases 1 to 1374 code for a protein of 457 amino acids. The record is from RefSeq and is a predicted model, not a curated record. The transcript has a single exon.